Molecule: messenger RNA, 991 nt
Organism: Ostrinia furnacalis (Asian corn borer)
Lineage: Eukaryota; Metazoa; Arthropoda; Insecta; Lepidoptera; Crambidae
Product: oxysterol-binding protein-related protein 1-like
Exons: 6
Coding region: 194-991 (265 amino acids)
Biological process (GO): protein K6-linked ubiquitination
Cellular component (GO): BRCA1-BARD1 complex; BRCA1-A complex
Molecular function (GO): ubiquitin-protein transferase activity; protein binding
Source: RefSeq, a predicted model, not a curated record
AAAAGGUGACUUGGGGCUGCGGCUAAAUCACAGAUGAAUAUUAUUCAUUCAGAAAAUUAUUGGAAUAUUUUAGAAUUUCACGGUUCACUGGAGUGUGUGACAAAUUAUUUACGACAGGUGACACCCGAUAUCUUGUGUAUCAAUGGUCUGAUCAAGCUUAGUGUUCGCGCUAGAGUAUAUUUUACCAUCAACCAUGGAUAUCCAUUCGGAGGCUGCUACUGUGGAGAUCCAGGAGUCUCUCCUCUACUCAGCCAGGCAUGGAGAGCUGUCUAUCGUCAAGGCUCUGCUGGAGGCCAAUCGUGAAGGGAAGUUGACAAUGGACAUAAAUUGCAAAGGCAAAAACAAAAGCAACUUAGGAUGGUCUCCGCUACACUUGGCAUCGUAUUUCGGCCACGUGGAAGUGGUGAGGGCUCUCCUGGAGGCCGGUGCAAACGUAGAUGCAAUCAAUGACACAGGAGACACACCGUUGCAUAAAGCAUGCUUCACUGGAAAUGAGGAGCUAGUGAUCCUCCUCCUAAAAUACAAAGCGGACGUCCACAUCAUGAACGGCGAGGGCCGGACUGCGGGUGACAUGUGCCGAUCACGUGACGUCAGGCGGCUGGUCGAUGCAGCGCAGCGGGCAGAGAGGCUUGAGAGAGAGCAGCGACUGUUGACAGCGGCCAAGGAAGGAAAGAUUGAGGAGAUACAGGAAUUGCUAAGCAGCCCCAACCCGCCAAACAUCAACUGCGUGGACGCGCAAGGCAACUCGUGCCUGCACUGCGCCGCGUACAGGGGCCACACAAGGCUGGCUGUACUCCUGCUGCAAAAUGGCGUCGAUACUACGCUCAGGAACAACUGUGGCCAGUUAGCCAUAGAGAUAUCCAAAGACAACGACGUGCGCGAAGUUCUCAACGUGAGACCAGUGCAAAGGUUGCAGCGCACAGCAGCCCGGUUUGAGGGCCCGCUGCUCAAGCGAUCACGGUUCCUGGGCUGGCGACCGGUCUGGACAUAA